Molecule: messenger RNA, 1025 nt
Organism: Cuscuta epithymum
Lineage: Eukaryota; Viridiplantae; Streptophyta; Magnoliopsida; Solanales; Convolvulaceae
Source: the annotation of a GenBank genome assembly
AAACAAACCCUUAUCCUUAUUUUCACUUAUUUGUGAAAAUUUGAAGUACUUUUUCAAUUCCCAUUUCACAUCCCAAACGCAUACCUAGAUUAUAACCUUUGAGUUUUCUACAAGACUCCAGAGAAAUGCGGAGUGUAUAUAUAUCCGGUAGUUUUCAUGAAUAGGCCAACAACAGGCAAUAGAUAUGGGUUGGGUUUGGCAAGACGAUGAGGACGAUUCUCACAGCUCACGUGACGUCUCCGGCUAUGAUAUCUACAACGAUUCCGUUAACCCUAGCGGGUCAAACGCGAGAGACGGCGGUAAAUGCGCCACCCGGAAAGUCGUAAGGACGCAGUGCCGAACAGAGGAGUCCGAACCUGGUAAGUUCAUCCGGAAGUGCGAGAAGACAGAGCAGAUAUUCAAGGACUGCGUUGGAAGGCCUUCUGAGAUGGUGCAAUCAAACAAAGAAUACACAGAGGAAGACGUGACAAGCCAUAUGACUAAAAGUUUCCCUUUGGAUUCAUCACAGCAAGGGCCUUUUCUUCCCGGACUGCGUGGUGACAUUGAAGCCAUGGAACACAACUUCUUCAGUGGUCUUGAUCGUUUCUUUGAUGCAGCGGAGCAGACAAUGAAUGGAUUCUUUAGUUCAUUUGGACUCCCCCGUGCUUAUGAAGACAAUGACAGUACUAAUACUAAAUCAUUCCCAGCCUGGGGUCGUCGACGUAUACCACUCGAGGAAGGCAACCCCUCAAAGGAAUCUUCUACUGGAGUGAGUACUUCCAAUGGAGACAUUGAUUUUUCUGGAUUGACUAAAGAUGUUUAAAGAAGGGUUUGUCGGUGUGAUUAAAGAGCUGUUACUAGUUUGAUUGACAGUUGAUGGUGAAUAUGAGCUCUAUAUACCAUAUAAAUAUUAAAUAAUUUGGACCAUAAAUUUAAACUAUGUAACUUUGGGGGUCGAGCGUUUCUUGGUAAUGCACAAUGCAUUUUGUCAAUCUGACAUCUUUAAAUAAGAAAUGGGACUUUUUUUUAGAGGAACCUCAUAUUAA